Dipodomys ordii (Ord's kangaroo rat) is the source of this 1460-nucleotide messenger RNA. RefSeq names its product phospholamban (gene Pln). NCBI's taxonomy places the organism in Eukaryota, Metazoa, Chordata, Mammalia, Rodentia, Heteromyidae. The coding region runs from base 170 to 328 and encodes 52 amino acids. The transcript has 2 exons. Gene Ontology annotation, molecular function: ATPase inhibitor activity. The record is from RefSeq and is a predicted model, not a curated record. Gene Ontology annotation, biological process: negative regulation of ATPase-coupled calcium transmembrane transporter activity; negative regulation of calcium ion import into sarcoplasmic reticulum; negative regulation of heart rate. Gene Ontology annotation, cellular component: membrane; sarcoplasmic reticulum.
CAGAAAACUUCCCAGCUAAGCAACACUUCACACAACUCGACAUCCUUCAUUGUGACGAACACAGAAGCUAAGGAAAACUAAAAGAAGACAGUUAUCUCACAUUUGGCUGCCAGCUUUUUAUCUUUCUCUUGACCAUCUUGGGACUGUAGACUGCUGCCUUCCCAGUAUCAUGGAGAAAGUCCAGUACCUCACUCGCUCUGCUAUAAGAAGAGCCUCUACUAUUGAAAUGCCCCAACAAGCACGUCAAAACCUCCAGAACCUAUUUGUCAAUUUCUGUCUCAUCUUAAUAUGUCUCCUGCUAAUCUGCAUCAUCGUGAUGCUUCUCUGAAGUUCUGCUGCAGACUCAAGACAUGCAACUUGCCACAUCAUCUUAAAAUCUGCCAUCCCACGAAGAGGGGAAAACACCAAAGCAUACUUCCCAAGUAGAAAAAUUUCCUUGUCAAAACAUUAAGAUUAAGAGCAAAAAUUGUUAGCAAAUAUAUUCAUCUGCUGGAUCUUGUAAACAUGAAAAGGGCUUAUUUUCAAACCAUAUAAUGACUAUAAGUGCAUAAAAAUGUAACUGCUGAUUUCCUCAAAAUGGUUUAUGAAUGUCUUUCAGAGUUUUAAUUUGGAAACAGCACUGCUAGUAAGUUCACUUUAUAUGUAUAGCCUCAUCUUUACUCAUUGAGGUAAUAUAAUUUAUGUUGCACUUUAAAAACUCUUAAGAUAAUAAGUAUUCAAAGUUUUCACCAAGUACUCAAAUAAUUUAAAUGAAGUGGCCUUUAAAUUAACCCACUGAUUUCUCACAUCUAUAUACUUUUACUAUUUUUAAUUACAAUUCUUGGUAAUUAGUUUUUAUCAGAGCCUAUAUUCUAAAACUGUUUUCAUUUUCUAUUCUAGAUUAACAUUCUAACAUUCUAGUUUAAGUAAGUUAACCUUUCUUUCUGGGACGUAAAAUGAUAUUUUUAAGUCAAAAAGCACUGAUAUGUACUGGUUAUCAAAUACCCUAACUUGUCAUACUCUAUCUUUGGUUUCACAGAUAGUCUUCUAUUCCAACCUUAUAACCAAUGAAGGCAAGGAAACAAAAAAAUUUCCAAUGAGAAAUAUAUUAUCUCAAGCAUUAUGAGAAAUAAACAUUUGAAUUCUAUCUCCAAAUAUUAACUAAUUCCUAUAUUAUAUUUUAAACAAAAUUCUGACCUAUAGGAUGUAACUAUUUUCCUGAAUCUACCAAUCAGACAAUUAAUACUCAUUUUGUAGGCUACAUCAAUGAGCUCAGGAAAAGAUCCAGAAAUGCUAAUCUACAAUUUCUUUCUUACUGAAUAUAUUUUCAAUUUCCCUUGUCAUUUUUAAACAUCCUCUAACAACUAAUAAAAUAACAGAAGUAAAAAAUGUUUCAGAAAUAAAUACACUAAAAUUUAACCCAAGUCCAAAGUGGCUUACAUUCAAGAUAUAGUAUAUAUUUUUAUAAUUAUAUAAUUAUA